CUCAUGCAAGUAACAAACUCAAGCUACAUGACUCACAUCCCAAACAUCUAUUACAACAACAUGCCGAUAGCUCGCUUUGCUACAUUGCUCAUAGUCACCGGCUUCCUCUCCACUGUCGGGCAUCUCGGAUCACCGGCAUUUGGCGCUCUCGAUGAUGAUCUCCUAGCUCUUGACAUUGUGUCAAAAAUCCACACCGAUAGGAGCUUGACAGUCGAGGCUUCCUCGGACUUUGGCCACAUUGUGGAGGCCACCCCGAAUGGCGUUUUUCACCCGGCCUCGUCCGCCGACAUAGCUACUCUAAUCCGCUUCUCGCUCCACCAGCAGACACCCUUUACCGUGGCGCCACGUGGGAAAGGGCAUUCCUCUCGGGGGCAAGCCCUCGCCCCCGGUGGCAUUGUCGUCGACAUGCCCUCACUGGGGCAAGGUGACCAUGGUCACCGCAUAAACGUGUCCUUCGAUGGGAUGUACGUGGACGUCGGCGGGGAGCAGCUGUGGGUCGACGUCCUCCAUGCCACGCUCAAGCAUGGGCUCACUCCACGGGUGUGGACCGACUACCUCCGCAUCACCGUUGGCGGCACGCUCUCUAACGCCGGCAUAGGCGGGCAGGUGUUCCGGCACGGCCCCCAGAUCUCCAACGUACAGGAGCUUGACGUGGUCACAGGCACGGGAGACAUGAUCACCUGCUCCCCGGGCAACAACUCGGACCUGUUCUACGGGGCAUUGGGCGGGCUGGGCCAGUUCGGGGUGAUAACCCGGGCCCGGGUCGGGCUCGAACGGGCCCCAAAACGGGUCAAGUGGGUCCGGCUGGCCUACACGGAUGUGCACCAGUUUACUGCUGACCAAGAGCUGCUCAUAUCACAUAGAGCCGGGUUCGACUACGUCGAGGGGCAGGUCCAGCUGAAGCUGACCCUGACGGAGGGCCGGAGGUCGUCGUCCUUCUUCUCGGCGUCGGAGCUCGCUCGUCUGACAGAGCUCGCACUGGGCACCGGAUCAGCCGCGGUGUACUUCAUCGAGGGCGCGAUGUACUACGACGACCGCUCUGCUGGCACGGUGGAGGUGGACCAGAAGCUUGAGGCGCUGCUGGAGGAGCUGAGCUUCGUCCCGGGGUUCGUGUUCGUCAGGGACGUGGCGUACGUGCAGUUCCUGGACCGCGUCGGGCAGGAGGAGCAGAAGCUCCGGUCGGCCGGCGUGUGGGACGUGCCGCACCCGUGGCUCAACCUCUUCGUCCCGAGGUCGCGCAUCCACGAAUUCGCCGCCGGAGUGUUCGACGGCGUCCUCAGGGGCACCAGGCCCGUGGGGCUCAUCCUCAUGUACCCCAUGAACAGGGACAGGUGGGACGACCGGAUGACGACGGUGACGCCCGACGAGGACGUGUUCUACGCCGUGGGGCUGCUCCGGUCGGCGGUGGCCGCCGGCGACCUGGAGCGGCUGGAGAGGGAGAACGAGGAGGUGCUGGAGCUGUGCGACCGGGCGGGCAUCGGGUGCAAGCAGUACCUGCCGCACCACGCGUCGCAGGACGGCUGGAGGCGGCACUUCGGCGCGAAAUGGGACAGGGUCGCCGGGCUCAAGGCCACGUACGACCCGCGAGCGAUUCUGUCGCCGGGGCAGGGGAUUCCCGCCCGCGGUGGCCAGCACGACGCCCGCUACAAUCACGGCGUCCUGAGAUUUAUUACGUAUAAUCUGUUCAAGUACGUCCGCGCACGUAGAAUCAGCGACCACUGGGUGGUCGGUAAUCUGUAGGUGUUCAGACAUCAGACCAGAGCGUAGGAUUGCGACAAGGGGUCCAAAUGGACCUGCUUUUAGUACCUCAAGUAUACGAACUCGGUUUGUGGGGAAGGAAGCGGGCAUUGUGGAUACAGUAA
Molecule: messenger RNA, 1862 nt
Organism: Hordeum vulgare subsp. vulgare (domesticated barley)
Lineage: Eukaryota; Viridiplantae; Streptophyta; Magnoliopsida; Poales; Poaceae
Product: cytokinin dehydrogenase 10-like
Biological process (GO): cytokinin metabolic process
Molecular function (GO): cytokinin dehydrogenase activity; FAD binding
Source: RefSeq, a predicted model, not a curated record